CGCCAUGUUGGAACGGGAGAGAAGAAAACAUGCCAUGGUGUACCGUUAUAAUUUUAUUUGGAAUAGGGCUACAUGCUAAUUUAUGUUGACCGGUAUUGAAUCGACUUUUAUCCCUUCCUAUUUAAAGACGCACUUUUAUUGAAAAUGUUAUUGCUUAUGGUUUACCUCUUUUGUGUAUGCCAGGAAGAAAGUUUUCUUAUGAAAGUUUCAAUGAAAGAAAGAACUUGAAAAAAAAAAUAUUUAAAGCGUGAAGCAAAUAGUAGUACUAGUAGCAUGUUGUCGUUACAGUUUAUACACUUUUAGUAAUUCGUAUGUAAUUAUAUGUCUAAAUACAGAAAACCCGUGUAUUUUGUAUGGCUCUUGGUUAUGUGUAAUGUAUGUUAACUUAUACGGUACUUCUUGACAAUGAUAAUAGACUUAAAUAAUAGAUUUUAGUAAAUCACUCAACAGUUAAGCAGAGACUUCAUGCCCUCUUCAGACUAUUACUAUUAUCAUUAUAUAAAUUAUUAUCAUUAUUCUGUAUUCAGGUGGCCAAUUAUAGCCUAAAUAAGUUUAACAUUAUAUUAUUUUACUUCAGUGUCAGUGGAAGUUGUAACAACAAAUGUUGUGCUUAGACUCAUAUUGCAAAAGUUAUUUGAAAUGUCUUGCAUUUGCAUUCAAUAUUCAAAUAACUCGCCUCAGCAAUUAAUAAUGAUACGGCGAAUGGCGAAUAGGUAUCUUUAAAAAAUCUUUAAUUAACCUGGUUUAAGUUAUGACUUCAAAAUCUCCCAUAAGUCCCAUAUUAUUAUUUUCUUAAAAGACUACACUACACUAGGCUUAGAACUUAGAGGUUACCUGGUAGAACCUAAACAAUUUAUAACAUUAUUUUUUAUUGUCUAACAUGUUGAAUGUCUCCUGUUUUAUGUUUAAUUAAAUUUAAAUGAGUUUAAUUAGCCUAUUAUAAAACCAUAAUAAUAAUAAUUUAUUAUUGUUCGUCCUUCGCAAGUGAAGAUGACCAAGGCAAUUUUCAUCUUAAGUAGUAAUAGCCUUGACUUGUGAGAGAGAGUUCCUUAAUUCGUCAGCCUCACUCUCUUGCCUAUUUGAUACAAUGGCAAGACUUCUUACUCAAGAUGUUUUGAAAUAGACCAGGAUGCUGUAGAUGACCAGCAAUGUGUCUUGUGUGUAUCAACACUUUGGGAAACACUGACUUACAGUACUUACAGGGAACACAUUUAACUAUAAUAAGGGAUGGUAAAAUUUCCAAAAUCCAGUUUCUAAAAUUGCUUGGUUUGGAGGAAAAAGUGAAAAGAAACCACUUAGUAGUUGGUCUAAUAUGACAUAGCAUUUGUUAGGGUUAGGUACACAUGACACAUUGUAUGCGGUUUAGAGAGUACCAGUACUUGGUAUACAUGAAAGGCUAAACUGUAAUUGUAACAAGAGGCUUAUAAAUAACCUUUAGCCUUUAACAAAUAGACUGCAGGUUACUCUGGUGUGUUCAUAAUUCACAUUAAAAAUCAUGUAUGGAUUAUAAUUAAAAACACUUUUAUUUAUUAAUAGUAUAAUUUAUUAUUAGCAAUUUUUGCUUCCACUUAUCUUAUUUUAAAUUUUAUACUGGCCAUAUAUGAUGGAACAGGAAAUUGGCUGCUGGUUAGGGAAAAACCGUCUUAAUUGACAGGUCAUCUAGCCAUAUGAUGAUAUUAAAUGUUUAGCAUUUCGUUCAGCAUUCUCGAUUCAUCUAGUUCAGUUAUUGCAAACCUAUUAAAUCAUGUAGAGUGUGAUAUGCUAUGAGAUUUUAGAUCACUCGUCAUUUAAGGGACUUUCAAGUAAUCGUGAACACCUUAGAGUAGGGUUCGGCAACCUUUUUUUAAUGUAAUGAAUCAUCAAAAAAAAUUAUAUCUAAAUAAAUAUUUUUGAGCCACAUUUCAUUAUCAUUAUGGAUUGGUAAAAAAAAUAGAGCUACAUUUAUUCCUUCAAAGAAUGGUAUGCAUCUUCAGAGCCACUGGUUGAUAACCAAUGCAUUAGUAGAGCAAUUAAUAUUCUGAUAACAACUGUUCAGUUCAUAUUAAUAUUUCUAUGUAUGGUAAAGUAAAGUAAUAUUUUUUGUUUAGUAUUUCCUUUACUCGAUAUCAAUGUUUACAAUAUUUACAGCAUGUGUUAAGUCCCAGAUUUACAUUUUUAUUCUAAUGUUACUCAAUAGCAGUACAGUAUUUAAGUUGAAAAAAUUGUCCUGUCUAGCAUUUCUCUUCUCCCUUCCCCCUCCAAAAAAAACCUAUUUGUUUUAAAAUGCCAGUAAAGGUUUCUGAUGCCAGUGUUAUUUUUAAAAAUUAAAACAAUUCUUUAUGGGGUGGGAGGGCACCAACAUAAUUACCAAGUUACGCAUUUUCCAAAUAUACACACACAGCUCAAAUAGGUUGCCAAAUAUUCACCUGUACCUGUUUAAAAAUAUAAAUUAACUUUCUAACUUCAUGUGAAUGAAAUAUUGAUAAAGGUUUCUUAUUUUAAGGAUUCAAAUGAUAUGGUCAUAGACCUUUUUGCAUCUUUAUUUAAGUAUCGGUAAUUAAUUUAGCUUAAGGGAUUUCCCAUAAAGUAUGUCCGCAAAAAAUAUGCAUUUCUUCACCCCCUUCCUGGCUUGCCGAAGUCCACAUGGGGCUACCAGUAUAUAUCACACAAAACGCCAGAAGCAUAAUAACUAUUUUAAAGAUAAGUCUCACUAGAUUUAAACCUUUAAAAAUGUCAGACAUAGGUUGGCAACUAUGAAUACCACUACCUAUCACAAAUGCUUUUGAGGUGGAGACCUGACCGCACAUUUAAAAAAAAAAAUUACCUGUACCGUACUGUAACAAAGAAAUAUAUGACAAAAAAGUGGUGUGGUUCCACUACAAAAGUAAAAACAAUUUUUAUAAAAAUUAUGCACUUUUCUUUCUUAUAGUUAACUAGUGACCUUAACCUUAUUAAGCAUGUUCUGCAGUUUUCUAUUUGUUCUCAAAGUUAAUUAGUUAGAAUUCACUGAUUUUUCUUUAAAAAUUAAUGUGUUAAAAAAAACCUGCCAUAUAGUCACAGUGGGUGGCACAGUCAGUAGUGUCAGAUAGACAAGUAAUCUGAUGGUCUGGGAUUAAAUUUCCAGCAGCACCAAAUCUUCUCUUCAGUUCUCCCCCCUCCUGCAAACUAAAAGUAAGUCUUUGGAUGUUUACCGUGGCAAAAUUGUCAAAGCUUUGUCAGAAAAACCAGGCAAUCUUUGCACAAAGCAUGCUACAGCUCCAAAAAAAGCUGCAAUACCGGAUAUACCAGCUUCUGGAUAUACUGAACAAAACAAUUGUUUGUGACAUUAAUUGCAUUUUUUAUUACGGUAUACCAUUUUUUCUGAAUAGAUGUACCAGUUUUAGACAAUGUUUCAUCUUGAAGAGACAUGGGUCCAGUUUGAAAUUUGGUUUAUGUAGAAAAAACAACACAAUUGUCAUUUACCUUAUUUAUAAGCUUGUCUGAAAAUUUGCUUUAAAACCAAACACAAAUUUAUAUACGGUAUUAUAUUUUACUUAACUAAAGGCUAUCAACCAGGCUGUGUCAAGGGAUGCAGUAAGUCAGAGAUAAUCAUGUUUAUUACCAUUUAUUUUAUCACGAGGAAAGGGGGGUGGGGGGAACAGCGUACUGGAAAUAUAUCGAAAUCAAAUGUGAGUGCAGGAAAUUAUUUGAAAUAGAGAGUUGCUACGCUGCAAAAGGGCCAAGAACCCCUAACUUAAUGGUGCAUACGCUUUGUUUGUAAACAUUACAAAUUUUCAUCCUUUGCACGUUCAGAAGGAUAAAGGAGGCAGAUUAAAUUAAAUAAAUUGUAUAUGUAGGAUAACUAAAUAAUAAACCAAAAAAUGUACAAAGGAGCACUGCAGCCUUGUAUUUUUUGAAAAAAUUUGCCAUCCCCCAAAACCAAAGAGCUUUUUAUUUUAUUUAAAAAGUAUGUCUAAUAUUACUAAUAAUAAUGUCAACAUAUUUUCUUAAUAAAUUAUAAAUACUCUUAAGAAGUUUCCUCCUGCCCCCAACCACUGCCCCCAACCACUGCCUUUGCAUGAUGAUUAGUUAUAAUCCAGUUUAAAACAAACAAACAAAUGCAAACUGAACUGGCAGGAGCCAAAGAAUUAUCGCUGAAACUGAAAGCAAUGAAAACCUUAAGAUUGCAAUGUACCCGGUACUAAAAUACAAUAACAUUAAAAAUUUAAUCUGGGACUAGAAUUAGAAUACAAAUACAAUUGCAUACUAGUACACUAGUUUUGGCUAAGAAUAUUUAAGUGCUGCACCAGUACUAUAUUCUAAAAUAAACUUAUCAUAAUAAAAUGAAAUUUAAAUAUUUCACUGAAUAGAGCUUUUCAUAAGAACAAAACUACAAGUUUAAAUGUAUCUUAGAUUUAUAAAAGUUAAAAAAAAUUUUUAAUGUGAUAAAAUAUGGAAAGAAUGAUUAAAUCAAGAUAUGCAUGAUUUCAUGUUGUGCUUGUGUGAUACAUAAUUUCUUUUAAAUAAUGUAUAUAAAUCAAGCUUCACAUAACACUAGGAUGGAGAUUAAAAUGCUUAUGUUCUAAUUAUCAUUUCCAAUUGUUUCUGAAUGCAUUAAUUUUCUGGAGUAGUUUGGGGCCUAAUUCUUCAUCAUUCUUUACCGUCUAACAGGCAAAAUAUGCAUCUAUAGCCAUCAGAAUUUGUUUGGUGUUGGUUAUUUGAGAAAAUAUAAUAUUUAUAUGUAUCCAUUUAACUUUAACUAUUGAAAUGUUUGAUGCAUAUAAUUUAAAAAAAAUCUUUUGUAUUGAAGAAAUUUUUCUAAAAAGUGUAAUUAGUAAUUAAUAUUUAAUUCAAUUUUAAUACUAAAGUAAUUUAACCUUUUUUAAUUAUAUAUAUAUAUAUAUAAACAGUUAAAGUUGUGCUGUAUUACCAUGGUCUCAUUUUUUUAAAUGAUAUAUGUAUAUCAUACUAAAACUUAUUUUAUAUAUUUCCUCAGGAUAUUUCAAACGGAAUGGAUCAGCAAAACUUGACAUAACACUGUCCAUCCCCUAAGUGCAUCAUUUUCAUCAUGGCAACAACUGCCGUCUUACCAGUUAAAAAUGGUGCCCCACCGAUUACAAACUCUUUGAAUCCUCCUGCGGCUAACAAAAGUCUUCAGGCUGUCAACAGAUUCCCCCCACCCACAGCCUCUCUUUCCUUACCACAAAAUGACCAGGGUGCUAGACCUUCCCUGGUUCCUGGAGGAUCGCAAUCAUUCCAUCGUCCAUAUCAGUUUCGUCCCAGGUUUCCACCUAAUAAAGGCCAGGAAGAUAUUGCAGGACUUAUGUAUGAUGGCAAGCGUAUGCGGAAAGCUAUUCACAGAAAAACUGUAGAUUAUAAUCCUUCAGUAUUCAAGUAUUUACAGGUACCGGUACCUGAAUAUAUUUUUUGUUUCUCAGUGGCAAUAAUUUUCAAGAAAUUAAUCAUUUAAAUAAUAAUUUACACUUUUUUUACUUUUUGCUGUCCAAUUGCUGUGUCUUAACUGUUUUGCAUUUGCUAGUAUUCCAAAUGAAGUAACUUUUAUAUUCAAUUUUUCAAUAAAGGUAUGGUAUGUUAAUUCUUUUUUUAAAUGUGUAAAUAGUACAAUUUAUAAAUUACUUGUAUUAAUGACGAAGUAUUUUUUUAUUCUAAUGUUAUUUUUAUGUUGGCAGACAUGAGCAUUGCCUUCAUCGUGAAAAGUAUUAAGAUUUUAUUCCUUUUCUUUAGAAUAGAGUUUGGCAGCGUGACCGGAGAGAUGAGCAUCAAAUUCAACCUGAUUCUUUAUAUGCUGUUGAUGUAAGAACUUAGAUACCGUAUUUAUUGGCGUAUAACUUAACACAAACUUUUUCUCCCUGAAAAUAGAGGGCAAAUGAUGUGUGCAUUUUAUACGCCGAUAUAAUGUUUAGGUUUUUUUUCUGAAAUUUCCUUCUUAAAUUGAGGUGUGUGUUAUACGCGGGGGGCGUGUUAUACGCCAAUAAAUACCGUAAUUAUUUUACCAUAAAGUGUUGAAUAGUAUUUAAUGGAAGUCACCUGAUAUUUAACAUUAAUAAAUCAUAGUUUCUGAUAAUUCUAAAAAAGAAAAAACUUUUCAUUUAAUAUCACAAGUUCUAAAUGAACCCAGCCUACAGCUACAACAGAAUUGUCUGGAGAAGAUUUCUGUUGCAAUUAGUUCAAGAAUAACAUUGACAUCCUCAUUUAAUAGGAAAUAUUCCAGGCUAUUUAGUGUUGAUGCUUGCCAAGCUUCAUAAUUUCAAGAGUUUUGCACUUAUAACUGGCUUUAUUUCUUCUAUAUUCUCUUUUUUGGCAUCUCCAAGUCUGAAAACCUCAACGUGAAAAUCUAGUCAAAAUUAUUUUAGUUCUGUUUAUGUAACAUUUCAAUUCUGUUCAGUUUAAAAUGUGCAAUGUACAUUCUCUACAGAUUUAAUUGUUUAUUUUAAUUUUUUAGUUCUUUGAGAUUUGUCCUAAGUAAAUAUUCCAUUUACGGUACCUGUAAGUUAAAUCCAAGCAAAUUGAAGCUCUUCAAUGAACAGCGGUGAAUAAUUUGGAUUUUUAAAAAACUUUUCAGUUAGUUCCUCCUCCAGCUCUAUUAGAGCACCCCAUGAAUUGUGUGACAACAAGGUUUGUACGAACGUCUACCAACAAGUUCAGAUGCCCCAUUUUUUGUCUCACGGUAAGUCAUUCUUAAAUUUAUUUUUUGAAAACUGUCCUGAGAAAUUUUGAAGGAAGAUAUCAUGCAUAGUGAUUAAAACAUUAUGCGUUUAGUUUGUUCAUGUGUGAUCCAUUGUUUGAAAAGAACACUUUAGUUCCGGGUCAUUUGAUUUCAUUUGGUUUUAGUUGUUUUAAAUUGUUGAGCAUUGUUAAAGUUGUUCACUAAAGUAAUUCAUUGCUUGGUAACUCUUGUCCUUGCAAUGUCCUACAAUAACUAAAAUAUCCACUGUGCGCUUCUUUCAUAUUUGAGUGGAUUUUUACCCAAAUAUUGUUAAGGGAACUUAAGAUUGUUUUGUAGUUAUCUCUGAGGUGUGUAAUAUCUUCAAAUUUUUGUUUUAUGUUAGCUCAUAUGUCAACAUAUUAAAAAUUCUGAUCUCUCCAUCUUACAGUGGACACCUGAAGGAAGGAGAUUGGUGACCGGAGCUUCCAGUGGAGAGUUCACACUGUGGAAUGGCCUUACAUUUAACUUUGAAACCAUCUUACAGGUACACACUCAGCUGCUUAUAAGAUUUUGAAAAAAGAAGGAAAUUCAUUUGUAGUUCUAUUUUUGUUUUCCAUAGUCACUAUGGGCUACUUUCAAAUUUUUGUAAAACAGAGUAGUGUGCCUGUGGUUGCCGCCUACUUUUACCAAUUUGGAUUGAUUCCAAAAUUAUAUUUGUUGUUUCUAAACUUGAUUCCAGUAAGUUAAGUAGGGUUAACUAAAACAGACCCAAUGAUAGAGUUUUGAAAAUAAAAUUUAUACUUUUACUCUAAAUAAUUUUUUCUUCUCAAAUCACGGGGACGUUAUCCGAUCCAUGUUUACUUAGCUAAACCAUGACAACCACAAAUGAUAUGAAAGUGGAAAUGAUAUUCACCAACCCAUUAUGCUCUUUUAUUUCCGUAAAUAAAUAUUUUUUCAUUCGUGAACGUAUCCCAUAGACACAACAAUGGAAAAGUGAGUCAAAUUCUUUUUGAGCCAAAUGAUUCAUUCUAAGAUGGUUUUAUGUCUUAGAAUCAAUUACCUGUUACCUUAGGAAAAGUCUUUUAUUUGUCAUCAGAAACUCAGUUUGAUUAAAAAUCGAAAAAUUAACACUUUAUAUCCAUAAACAGCACAUGGAGUAAAAAUAAUCCUCUAUCCACGUCUUUUCCCACGGUUACAGUGAAACAUAAGACAAUAAAAGCUCAAUAACAUUUUCAAGACGGACAGUAUUUAUUUAGCUUCAUUAAUUUAAAUGUUAUUAAAUACAAGAAUCUGUAUUAUUACAACUAGUGCCUAAAAUUUGAGUCCAUUUUUUACAAAAUUUCUAUAAAAAACCCUCAAAAUUUGAUGAAAAUUUGAGUUUAGAUAAACUAUUUUCAUUGAAAAGUUGUGGUUUACCUGGUCAACAAGGAAGUUAAUAUGUUAGAAUGCAUGCGCGUAUUCAUGAAAACUCUUGUUGCUCUGUUAAAUAGAAUACGAUAAGCAUCGUAUGAAUGUAAAGAUUAAAAAUGGUUGAUUUAAAGUGUUAAAUUGUUACAAGUUACUGUGCAUCCAUUAAGCUAUUUUCAUUACUUGUUUGUGUUGAUAUAAUCCAAUGCUGACGCUGUGAUAUUAUCUGGCAUUAGUAUACGUUUCAUCGUAAAGCAAACGAUUGAACUUAAUGUUUUAUACCAUUGGACAGGCACAUGAAACAGCAGUCAGGGCUAUGAGAUGGAGCCACAGUGAUGCAUGGAUGGUGACAGCAGACCAUGCCGGCUACAUCAAAUACUGGCAAUCCAACAUGAAUAACGUGAAGAUGUACCAGGCACAUAAGGAGCCCAUUCGAGGCAUCAGGUGGGCAGGGGACAGCAGGGAAUGCAUAUCAUUAUGAUAUGAAGAUACCUGGCAAAUAUGUUUGCUGCAUUCCAGUUUUACAUGUAGUUGAUCCUUUAGUCAAUACUUUGCUUUCAAUGACUCAAAAAAUUUAAGUAUUUUAAAUUUAAAGAUGUGCUGCUUUCUGUGAUAUACAAGCUAUGUGUGAUAUAUAGUGAACUACAAGAAUUUAAGAAGAAAUUAUAUCAUCCCUUAUGUUAAUUCAACUGUUUCUUCUUUUAUACUUAAAACUUUAAAAAUGUCUUAUGUGUAAUGGUAGUUGCUUUCCUCUUUUGCCAAUGGACUUUGGCAGUGUGACCGGAGCCCUAAAAACUAUAAUUUUUCCCGUCAUUUUUGUAAGAAAAAAAUAUUUUUCAUGUUUUUUUCUAAAAUUGUUUUAUUCAAUAAAUCUUAAAGAGGCUGAAGCCAUAAAGGCCAAUGUCUCCUAAACUUCACUUAAACCAAGUUUAAAAACUCAUUAACUUAUUUAAUGAUGAUAGUAAUUGUAGAAGAAUAAAUUUGGACUGUCAAAGCCAUAAAGGCGGAGGCAGUCUAAAGGUCUAUUUUUAGCGUGUUUGUGUCUUGUCCGUGCUUUUUUCGCAGUGCCAAAUCAAAACAAAUUUUAUUUCACAUUUCAUUUUAGUAACUGGGUGAUAUCAAUAAAUAUUAUUUGCUUCAUGUUUAUAAUACUAAUACAUUUUUAAGAGGAAAUUGCACAUCAUUUAAAUUAAUAAAUAAAAUAUUCUUUAACCAAUAAAAUUUAGGAAUAUUCCAAAAUUAUUAAUCAAUUAACCAAAAUACUUAAUGUCUUUUCCAAUGUUUUUGUUGACUGUUUUAUUCCCUAAAUACUUCCAAGAUUCAGUUCCAUUUCACUGGGGGAGGGGAUAAGGGUAUCCGUUAAGUGUGAAAUUUAGAUGAAGACACUUGGGUUUAAUUUCUAAAUCACAUAUAGUAUUCCUAUAACUCAACCAUGAUUUUAAAUGUAAUAUCAUUCAGUAUGCAAUGAUCAGGCUUUUCCGUUAACAAUGUUUUAUUUUGGGGGCUCAAGUGUAGGGGUGGUUUCAUAAAUAAGUUUCUAUGUUGGUUCGUUUAAUGUGCCCCACCUGUACCAAUGUGUUCUCAAUGCUUUAAAAAGGGUGACUCAUAAAUCUCAUAAGUAUGUUUGUUAUUUAUUUUAUAAAUUGUUUGAUGUAUGAUGAUCAAUAAAUUAUUUUUUCAGAAGCAGAUAAAAUAGUGUUUGUUAUCUGUUUCUUCCCGUCCAGUUUUUGUCCCUCGGACACAAAAUUCGCUUCUUGCUCAGACGAUGGAACUGUUCGGAUAUGGGAUUUUAUGAGAUGUCAUGAAGAGAGAAUUCUCCGAGGUAUGAUUUCUUGACCAUUUCACCUUGAUUCCUUAUCAGUUUUUUUAGAGCUGAUCUGGGAAUUUCUAACGUGGUUCGUGAUUAGCUGAGUUCAUAUUUUGUUUCUUGUUUUCAUUAUCCUGGAGAAAGAAUAUACAGCUGACGUGAAACAGUGAUGGGCAAUCAAAAAAACAAAAAUUUCUGUUGCCAGACCAACAUUGUGUCCUUUCAAAGAAAAAGCACAUCACUGUUAGGAGUCAAGAAAAUAUUUUAUUUCAGAUCUUCAGAAAUAAGCCAAUCCAAAAAUCAACUUGGAAUCUGUUGAUAUAAGCUAGACUUCUGUUAUCCUGGUUAUACACAUAAUCGGUCUCAUCACCCAUCAGUGCACCCACAGCCAAGUUCAUAUUUAGCAUAUAUGAUGAUUAAGGUGGUCAUAGUCCAUUUUGACUUGACGGACUAUAUACAUAAUUGCAUAACAAAGUAGCCACCGCUAUAAAAGUAGCAGGUUGUUCUAACCCAUGUGAACCACUGCUUCUUUUCUUGUUAAAAAUCAAACUACAAUUUAAAUGAAGGGCAAUAAGUUGUCAAAUCCAGCUGUUACGAAAACAAGGUUUUACCAGAGCCUUGAACAUACCAGGGUCUAUGUUGGACCGCCAUUGUCUAUAAGAUCAUUGUUUUCUUGUAUAUGACAGCGCUUUCAAAAUGACUAAUUCACCAAAGUGCCGGUAUAUGAAAACACCUUAUUUUCAUUGAAGGAAUCAAUAACAGACGUUUUUGCAUUAACUGGUUGUCUAUAUUUUAUCAUCUGAUCUUGUUUCAUUUCUGCCCUAGUUUUCCUUACUGAAUGUUUCAAACAUCCGAUGAAUAAAAAUAUAAUUCCUACCCUUUUCACCUCUCAAAGUCAAUAUUUUCCAAUUUUAAACCAUAAUUCUGUGCAGUUUUAUAACUUAACAGUUUAUUUAAAGUUAUUUAGAUAUUUUUGUAGCCAAGUUUGUUGAAUUCUUAAGCCCUUUAUGUAAUUUUAUUUUCCGCUCUUCUAAAUUAAGAGAUCAUGCUAAAUCCUUCUAUCUAUGCGAGUAUAAAAUCCAAGAGGUUUUGUAAAUCUUCUCAAGUAACCUGAACUUAUGCUAGACUAUUCUCACAUACUUAGUUUUUUUUUCUCAUUAACAAGAUCAAAAUUUUGUAGCAUAUUUGAUUGUAGUUGUAGUACAGGUCAUCCAAUUCAUACACUUUUUCUUCUGGUUUUAUUUUUAAAGUUUUUUUCUUCUCAAGACCUUCUUCUCACAGAGCAUCUCACUUGUGUCCUGAGUUUCAUUGAAAGAGAUAUCCUUGCAAUAUUUUUGUUUUGAUGUGCAAAGUAUGUUUCUUAUGUUCCGCUAAUCAUGUCUCUGCACUUUCCCACAACAAGAAAUACAACCUUUCAUCACAAUAACAGUGGUUAACAAUAUGGCAAUGGCAUGCACAGAUACAAAUCAAAUUAAAUUUGAGAAACAAUAAACAAAAACUUCUCCUCAUAAGACUUGGUGGUAUUUGGUUUGUGUGUAUCUUGAUACAACUUGGUGGUGCUAUUUAGUUUGUGUGUAUCCUCAUAAGACUUGGUAGUGGUAUUUAGUUUGUGUGUAUCCUCAUAAGACUUGGUGGUGCUAUUUAGUUUGUGUGUAUCCUCAUAAGACUUGGUGGUAUUUGGUCUGUGUGUAUCCUCAUAAGACUUAGUGCAAUUUGGUUUGUGUGAAAUUAACUAAGUAAAAGGCAACUGUGUUUCCAGAAAACAUAGCAUAGACCUCACACACUAAAAAGAUUUUGUGUGAUAGACCUCACACACUAGAAAGAUUUUGUGUGCUAGACCUCAUACACUAGAAAGAUUUUGUGUGAUAGACCUCACACCCUAGAAAGAUUUUGAGUUCCAUUUCUGGUCAGAUCAUAGCAUAUACCCCAUUUUCAUUCAAAGUUUUAUUAAUCUACAUGUAAACUUUGUUUAUUUAAAUGUUGAAAAUCCUAAGUAACUGUCAUUGACAUUAAACAAUAAUAAAAACGAACAGGAAGUAAUGCUUAAAAGAACAUGUAAGUACACAGAUGUUUAGGAAUCAUAUCACAACACAAUGAAAAGGAUGGCUUGGCAAUUGAGUGCAAACAUUGGCCCAUAGGUAUUUGACCUUAGUGUACAGUAGUAAUAGUAAUGUGAAAGGUUUAGCUCCUGUGUAUGGUAAGUACAGUUUUCUGAGAUAUUUUAUGUGUCCAUAUGUUGUAUUACUAUGUUAAUUUACGGUGAAAGUGAAAGGCUGAUUAAUUCUGACCUAUCUACAUUGCUGGCUCAAACAUAAGUCUGCAGCGUAGGGUCCCUGAGCUUUGGAAGCUCCCUCAUGAAUUUGAUAAUUUUAUAUGUCUAUAACAACUGACAUUAUUUUGAGCUGUGUACAGUAAGUAUAGUUUUGUGAGGUAUUUUACAAGGUGUCCAUAUGAUGUACCGGUACUGCUUUGUUAAUUGACUGUGUAAUGCUGAAACAUUAGUCUGCAGCCUAGAGUCCUUACAACAAAUGUCACAAUUUUAUAUUUCUAUAACAACUGACUAUUAUUUUGAACUAGUAAGUGAGCUCCAGAAAAAAGGUUUGCCCAAAAAGAUGAUAAUCUGGUUGUGGAUACAUGAGAUCUGAGAUAUUUUAUUUUCAAGAUUUGACACUGCUUAAGCGGCCUAAGCUGACUUAAGUUAAAUGCAAUACGACAGCAUAUACUGUGCCGUUUUAUAAAACUUUAUAUUAUUCCAUCAUCUCCCAGGUCACGGAGCAGAUGUCAGGUGUGUAGAUUGGCAUCCCCAGAAGGCACUUAUAGCCUCAGGCAGUAAAGACAAUCAGCAACCUGUUAAGCUCUGGGACCCCCGGUCUGGUAACAGCUUAGCCACGCUGUACGUUGAUUUUGACUAAUUUUCUCGGUUGAUUUUGUUUUCAGAAUUUAUAUCGAUUUAAUUGACACUUGAAUUAUUUACAUUCAUUAACUGGAUUUUCUGUAUUUUUUGUAGCUUUUAAAGAAAUAACUUUCAUUCCUUUCAUAACGAGCCAAGUACAAUUUAUUUAAAAAUAAGAGUAGGAUGGGUUUUUUAAACUUAAGUGCUAGGCCACUGUAAACUUGAGAGUUUUAAACAAAAUUUACUUUUGGUUAUAUAGUCAAGUAUCUGGUGUAUGAUGUUUUCAGACAUAUUUUCAACAUUUUUUUCUCAAACUCUCCUUUCUUUCCCCCUAGACAUGCCCACAAGCACACUGUGAUGGAUCUCAAGUGGCAUCAGAAUGGCAACUGGAUGUUGACAGCCUCCAGGGAUCACCUGCUUAAGUUGUUUGACAUCAGAAAUCUGAAGGAGGAGCUGCAGACAUUCAAGGGACACAAGAGAGAAGCAACAGGUAAAGGUUUCCAACUGCUCUGUGCACAUUUGUAUGUGGAACUAUAGCGUGCCAAAAUGAUGUUUUUUUGCUGUGACAGCUGAUUUUCAUCCCUUCCCAGGUUGGCCGCUUUCUUCUGUGUCUGGCAGUUGAGUUUGUUUUUGUUUCUUUUCUGGAGACUUUACCCCUCCCAGAAAUAGCUGAUUUGCUGGGUGGGGGGGGGGGGGGACAAGCCCAUACCACCAAAUCAUUUACUCAAAGCAUUUUUAUAAAGUAUCGUUCUUUUCCCAGGUUGGCCGCUUUCUUCUGUGUCUGGCAGUUGAGUUUGUUUUUGUUUCUUUUCUGGAGACUUUACCCCUCCCAGAAAUAGCUGAUUUGCUGGGUGGGGGGGGGGACAAGUCCAUACCACCAAAUCAUUUACUCAAAGCAUUUUUAUAAAGUAUCGUUCUUUUAAAUCACAACAGUUUAAAAUAAUCAUUCACAUAAGCCCAUGAAACAUGCAGAACUACAACAAUGUGGGUAAAAAAAUUCAUUUUGUAUACUUACAGCAAAAUACAUGAUAGAAAAUGAAUCUGGCACUAAAAAAAUGUUAGUUUAAAAAAUUUAAUGAUCAAUUUUAUGAAAAGUGAUUGGGCUAAACCUGUGCAGAUGCUUUAAGAUUCAGAUUAUUAUUGAAAACUAUCUGUCAGCUGUACAUUUGCCUACCUUGUAUUUACCUCAGAUUUUUCUUUUGUGAGUCACUGAAGUCUUAUAUUAUUGUAAAUACUCCAUGAAUUUCAAUUUUUAAAAAAUAAAUUUCAAAUUUUUUUGUCUAAGGCUAGUUUAUUAAAAAUAAUUUUUUAGUGUAUUUUUUCAAUGGAUUUUUUUAAAAAAAGUUUUCUUCAAUAGAUUUUUCGAUGCAAAAAUUUUUCUUUCAAUGAUUUUUUAAUGAAUUUUCGCAAUGAAUUUUCUCCCCAUUAUUUUAGCUCGGAGUUUUCUAUUUUCUGUCUCAGCGGUUUAAAUGUAACUUAGCACAUUUUGUAAUUAAAUUACAUUCACAGACAUUGUUUUACUUAAAUUUCAGCUAUCGGCUGGCACCCUAUUCACGAAGGGCUGUUUGUUAGUGGCAGUGCAGACGGAGCCCUGAUGUUUUGGAUGGUUGGCUGUGACCAUGAAGUGGGAGGGAUGGAGGAGGCUCACGAGGGAAUGGUGUGGAGCGUGGCGUGGCACCCGCUCGGCCAUAUUCUGGCAUCAGGAUCUAAUGAUCACGCAACGUGAGUGCAGGGAGCUAUAAUACCUGUUAAUAUUUUUAUCUUAUCAGUUGUGAAAUCUACAUAGGAAAGUAUCUACACUAAAAUAUAUUUAAAAAUAAAUAUGUAUUAUGCAAGUUAUUAGUUUCAAUGUAUUUCUACUAUUUCUACGGACAUGUCGACUGUUAAAAAUGGGACAAAACCCUCUCACUUCUAUAGGUGGGUAAUUUUUUACUCUGAAAUAUAAUUUUCUGUGACAAAGCACUCAAGCAUUCUUGUAAUUAGGAUUUUUGCCUGAUAUCCCUGUUACUUACAAAGGUGAUAAUUUUAAAAUUAAGUUAUGCAUGAUGCUGUGUAACUAGAUUGUUAUGCGUGUAAAAUAUUAUGAUGUUAUUCAAAUUUUUAAAAAAAAUUUAUCCAGGAAAUUCUGGACAAGGAAUCGUCCUGGUGAUGAAAUGAGGGACAAAUACAACCUGAACACAUUGCCUAUGGGCAUGAUGGAACAAGAGCUACUUGAAUACAGUAAGUAACAAGGCUGAGUGGUGCAUGGUAGUCUUUACCAGCCUAGACUCUGUAAAUAAAAAAACUCUGGUAGAUGCCAGUCAGCUAUACAUGACUUAGAUAUGAGAUUCAAAACAUAAUGGGUAUACCAGAGAAUAUCAAGGUUAUUAUGAUAAAAGUUAUGCUUCAUUCUACAUUAUGUUCAGAACCACUAAACUAUGCACUCUGUGAGUGAACUAAAAUGUAUCACUGUUACACUUAUCCUGUAACAGGCCAUGAGCCACUGGGAUAUUCAAGUAUAUUUUAAGUAACUUCAUAUAACAUCCUUAUGGCUUGCAUAUUAAUUAUAAUCUCAGCAUGCACUAUUAGUAUUAGUUAAAGGAUCACUUACGUUUUUGUGCACUAGUUUCUAUUUCUUGUCAUAUUUUUAUAAAUUAAUUUUGUUAAUUUGUUAACAUUAGUCAAAUUUGUAAUUAACAAAAUGAUAAUAAUGUCUUAAGCUAUAUCCUGUUAACUGUUGACAUGAGACAGUAAGAAGAUCAUGAUUCUAUAACUGUCUCCUCAGAUCAAGAGUCCAUGAUGCCUAAUCUGCCUGGGAUGGGUCUGGAGCACGGCUUACCAGAACAUUUGCAAAUUAAAGGUACUUCAAUUUAGAUGGGUUUUGAUAUGAUUAGACCUUACAAGUAAGCACAAUGUCAAGGUCGUGGCUUAGGCUUAACUUUAAAUAAUUGGUUCACUGUGGUCAUUGUCACUUUAAUUUGGCUGUGUUGUAUCUCUUAUUUUAAUUAUUAAAAAAAAAAUAUAUUCUAAAUCUCCUCUGGCACUAAGCUCCAAAUCUAUAUUUCUCCAAAGUCUAAAAACCAUUCAAUGUAUUCUAUAAUAUUUGAUUUAAUUCUGGAAUUUGUGCAGCAGCUCCAAUAAGCAUUAUUGUGUUACUUAGUGUUACCAAUAGAUUUUGAUUUUAUAUUGUUUUGCAAGAUGCUACUUACAGAGUUGUUCCCCAUUUCUUUAUUUUGGUAAGAUUGGUUGGCAUAUCCUAGAAAUGUCAACAAAAUUAUUCAGAAAAUUAGUCAUAACUAUUCUUCAUACAGCUGUCUGCCUUCUCCGUUAGCUACACAUGGCUGGGAACUUGGUGGGAUAGAAGGGUGGGGUAAAGGAUAGGCCUUAAGUUCUUUCAUAUGGCUAGCUGAGUUAGUUUAAUUUUUUUUCACUUUACUAGGAUUGAGCUUCAGUUUUUUGCAUGAUUCCAUCUCGCUUAAUUCAUGACCCAGCUGCAUCGUUUGAAUAAAUUAAACACAUUUUUUUGUUAUCAGAAGAAGAGAAACCAGUUGAAAGUGAGCUGCCGUCAAUACCUGGUCUGGAUUGGGAAGAAGAUGCAGCGUUGUUGCGGGCGGAGGAAAAAGCUGCCCUCAAAAAAGUGCCGUACGCAAGACCUGUGCCAAAAAUGUUUGAGCAGGCCUGGUCUGGGGAGAUCGAUGUGGACCAGCUGAAGAAAGAGCAGCAGCAGCAGCAGCUGAAGGCCCAGUUCAUGGCGCCGUCACCGUCCAGCUUGCUGUUGGCGCAGCAGGUUUUGGGUGCAGCCAUCGCCGGCACCUUGCGGCAGCAGCUGGCAAACAGUGAAGGUGGAAGGAUGCUUCUCCCCGGGGGCUCUUUAAUGUUGGGCCCUGGAGCCCCCAGGAUGAUAAUUGCUCCCGGUCAGCCAGUCAUGGGACCUCGAGGUGGACAAAUGGUACUUAUACCUGGUGGGCCUGGGUCAGGUAACAGGGCCAUGGGACCAGGCAACAUGCAGCAAAACAUGGCACUUGAUAACCCAACAGCGGCAGGUCAGCAAAUUAUGGCCAAUGCUAUGGCCAUACUGGCCAACACUGCUUUGAGGCCACAGAACAACAUGGGAAAUAAUCAGCAAUCAGGCAACAAUGCCCAGAUGGGGUUAAAUCAAAAUCAGGGUCAAGGGAAUGUCAAUCAAGGACAGGUGAGACCCACUCAGGGGCAGAUGGGUCCAAUGCAAAAUCAGAUGAGGCCUCAAGGUACGCAGGGUCCACAAGGCCAAGCACCUGGUCAGGGUCAAAUACGACAACAGAACCCCCAGGGCCCACCAUCAAACCAUCCACCCCAACAAAUGGGUCCUCGACCCCCAGUUCCAGCAUUUCCUGGGCAACAGGGACAGUUUGGACCAAACCCCAAUCAACAACCCAACAGAAGUAAGUCUAAACUUUAUCACUUCAAUCAUUGAUGAUCUGUAGCUUAAACAAGUCCUAUUGCUCAGGUCAUAGCAAUCCCUUUAAUCUCAACAUGAAUCCAAGCAAAGUGUCUAAUUUAGUCACAGUCACAGACAUGAACUUAGAUUACUUGGUUGCUAAAAUUAACAUUCUAUUUUCAACACUCCUUCAAGUUCAUUUAUGUCUAAUUUUGGGUGGCCCAACAUCUCAUUUGUUUAUAUGCUGAGUAUCACUUAUUCUCACAAUCAGAUUUGGAAUUGACAUUUUUGUGUUACUGUGCGUGUAAUACUUGGGGUACUUGAUAAUGCUCCUGGACCUUGAAACUUUCUCUGUUUACAAUCAUGGAGGCUGACAAGCCAUCAAAAAAAAGUUCAUGGUUGCUGUAAUUAUUUCUUAAAACUUAGAUGAACUCCAAGCUUCCUUUUAUUCUGGUUGUGGGUCAAAAUUUUCUUCUCUUGGCCUGAAUGGGAAUCAUAGUGAGCAAGGUGAUGACAUCUAUAAUGCUGUUAGUUGUAACAUUGUACUCCUCAGUCAGAGAUAACUCUUACAAUUACCAAAGGUUACUUUUGAAACAACCAAUAGCCUUUCCCUUUAUAUUGUUUUGUUAAAUAUUGAAUUGAACAGCUUUCAAUUGAUUUUGAAAAUGUGAAAAUUAUAUAUUUGAAAUAACCAGGAACAACUGUAUACAAAAAGAUGUUUGAAAUGGAAAAGGCUGAAAUUAGGAAAACUUUUAUCACUUAGUAUUCAUAAAUUAGGAACAAACAUUAACUUAUAAUGGGACCACUGACAAAUGGCAGUAGAAUAGACACUUAAAACAAAGACUACCAUUUUUUUUUUGGUUAGGUUUUAAUCGCUAUUAAAAAGUGCCUUUGGUUUCUGAACUUUAUUUUUCAGGAAAUCUCAAAACCAUUUGUUUGACCAUAUCUUUACCUUUCAGGUGGUCCACAAGACAUGGACAGAGAUGAAAGAUAUCAAGGACCUGGUGGACCAGGUAAAUGCUUUAUAAGCCUUAUUUUGUUAUCCUGAACACUUUAAAUAUCACUAGCCACCGAAAGAUUUGAUCCAUAACUGAAUUUAAUUUUUGAAUGCUACAACUAAAAGCUCCUGUCAGCAACUUGGGAUUUUGUCCACUCUGACCAGAAACCACACACCACAAAGUCAUGUUCUGGAAUAAAAUAUAACUUACAAAUCCUUUCAUGCCCUUCAUUCCAAAACCAAACUUACCAUUUUUCAUGUUUGCUGUUUUGCUUGUGUUGGUGCAGGCCUAACCAUAUGUCGUGGUUUAUGUGUGCUUUAUUUUCACAUAGUUUUAAUUUACUCUAACUUCUUUAAUUUCAGCACCAAAUCAAAUGGGGGGACCAUCAAACCUUGACAUGGACCAGGAUUACCGUCCACGCGUGUACAAUGGACCAGGCGGACCGCUGAAUACUGAAGAUGAAGACUACAGACAGGCUGGACAAGGAGUGUCCAGGGAUCCACGACAAGGCAGUAUGGGUGACCCCCGAGUUCGUGGUAUGGACCCCAGGGUGAAAGGAAAUGACAAUUAUCAGGGCGGAGUUGAUGAGUACGGGGACCGGGAUGAACGAGAGAUUGACGGUGGGGACUACGAUCACAGGAACAUGGGGCCCAGAGGCAGGGGUGGGCACAUGGCUAAUGAUAAUGGAGGCUGGGAUGAGUACGAGGAUGCAGGUUAUGCAGAGGAGUCAUGGGAUGGGGGAGAUGGUGGCUACGAAGAAGACUAUGAGGGCUACGGGGAGGCGUACAGUGUUGAGCAGGAAAACAGAGGUGACAACAGGGGCAGGAAACGAGUAUGGGAAGAAGGGCCUGGUGUGGGGCCGAGAGGUCGUGGGGGACCACCAAG
Molecule: messenger RNA, 19011 nt
Organism: Lymnaea stagnalis (great pond snail)
Lineage: Eukaryota; Metazoa; Mollusca; Gastropoda; Lymnaeidae
Source: the annotation of a GenBank genome assembly